Messenger RNA from Effrenium voratum, 404 nucleotides. NCBI's taxonomy places the organism in Eukaryota, Dinophyceae, Suessiales, Symbiodiniaceae. The record is from the annotation of a GenBank genome assembly.
CUUUCACCGGAUCCUGGCUGCCGUGGGUCUGCUGACAAGCAGAUACCGCGAUCGAUGCUGUACAACACCAUGCUUAAGGCCAUGGCCAACGCUGGUGACGUCUUCGGCGCCGAGAAGAUGUACAGCCGCAUGCGCGCCGAAGGGGUGCGGUUGAACAGCAAGUUCUACGGGAAGUUGCUGGAGACCGCAGCCAAAGCUGGUGACGAUGCCAUGGCGCGGCAAUGGUUCGCGGACGCCCAGGCAAAUGGCGUCGCAGAGGACCAGGUGCACUUUGCCUGCAUGCUGGAUGCGCAUGCAAAGGCUGGUGACUUGGACGAGGCUAGACGAUGGCUGGAGAGGACGCGGGAUGCCGGCCUCGGCUGCACCGAUGGCAUGCUGGGAUCUCAAGAUGGCUCCAUGGAUUG